AUGGCGACAGAAGACGAGGCAUUGGGAUCCGUUGGUUCGUUUGGAUUGUCAAGCGUUCUAGCUUCGGCAGGUAUCGAUAUCAAUUCACUUGGAUCUUUCCUAGGUGAAGGAUCAGGAACUUCCUCUAGGCAAAUAGCUGAAAUUGAAGCUGAAGACAAUGAAGACAAAUACGAAGACGAUAUCUCAGAUGAUGGAUUACCAGCUGAAAAUGAUGAAGAUACCGAAGCUAGAAAGAGGGAACAAGAAGCUAGAAAGAGAGAAGAGGAAAGAUGGAUUAGAAAAGGAAUGGAAUUAGCUAUGGAAGCAGAUAAAGGUAAAGGGAAAGGAAAAUUAAUGGAUGGAAUGGGUAAAUCAAAGAAGGAAAAAGAAUUAGAUCAACUUCGUACAAUAUGGCCAGGAUUCGAAAAGGGGAAAAGGUUAAGAAUGAGUGAAAUAUUUUAUGAAACUCCUGCAGAUCGAAAAGCUAUAUUAUUGCAAAAAAGAAAGAAGAGAAGAUUGGAAAAGGGCAAGGAAUUCACUUUUACCGUUGAUCACACUUCUCUACCCAACUUACCAGCGACCUUUCUCCUUCCAUCAUUACCUCAAUUGGAGAUACUGUCUCCGGAUGAACCAAAUUAUAAAGCUCCCAUAGGAUCGUAUUUUGACAAGGAGUGGGUCAGAGAAGCGAAAUCAAGAAGAAGGAGGGAAAUGACAAAGCCACCCUCCGGGAUGGAAUGGACCGGUCAAGCAGACGCUUUUCCAAAGCACGCUUGGCAGGACGAUUUGAUGGGUCAGGCGUUGGAAUUAGAGGAUUGGGAGAAAGGUAUAAUAAUGUGCUCUCUAAAUCUGCCAGCGGUAAAGCCAAUAGAACCGCUCGCACCCAGAAAUGGAAUACUGGAUUCUGGUGAUUGGCUUAAUGAUGUAAUAUGGGAUGCGAGACGUGUCUCUCCUGAUCUUUUAGAAAGUGAGGAAGAAGACAUUCUGAUCGAAGAAUCCACCAGGAAAACUGUAACAGGGAAAGGUAUAACACUACCUGUUAUUACGAAAUUGGAUCCGUUCAACUUAUCAAACGAUCAUUUGUAUGAGCAUUCUCGAGAAGCUAGAUAUAGGAUCAGGCAGACAUUCGGAGCUAUCGAAGUCUUUCAUUCAGGACCUGCUAAACAGCUACAACUUCCUUUCUACAAAACCACUUUCACGAAAUCAGAAGCAAGAGCUUGGCAUCGACCGGCCCUUCAAUUUCCUACUGGUGUUACUUUCGGUUUCUCGAAACUCAAAUCUAACCCUUCAGCAUCCGUCAGCUCGAAGAAAAAACAGAUUGUCGCCGACCCUUCAGAGAGGUUCAAAACAACGAAAGAUCUAACUCUGACUGAAAAGGGCCCAUAUGUGUUAUUUGAAUUUUCGGAGGAAUAUCCACCCAUCAUGAGCAACUAUGGUAUGGGUACCACAAUCGUAAAUUAUUAUCGAAAAAAGGACGAGAAAGACGAGCAUGUACCCAAACUUGACUUUGGACAGCCAUCAAUACUAAAUCCCGGUGAUGCUGAACCGUUCAUGCUUGGUUAUGUUGACCGAGGCGAAGUCACUCAAGUUAUACAUAACAAUCUUCUUAGAGCACCUAUAUUCCGGCAUACUCCCGAAACAACCGAUUUUCUCGUUAUACGCCAAACUGUAAACGGUCAUUCCACGUUCAAUCUGCGCGCCAUCAGCAACAUCUUCACCGUUGGUCAAUCGGUUCCUAAUGAAUCUGAGAUUCAUGCUCCCCACGCUAGGAAAAACACGAAUACUUCAAAAAUGAGAUUGAUGAUCAUCGCUUGGUUGUUGAUCACGAAAUCGAAGCAAAAGAGAUUUAAGAUGUCAAAAUUGUUGAAGUAUUUCCCGGAUCAAACGGAAUUGCAAAUGAGACAGAGAUUGAAGGAAUUCCUCACUUUUGCUCGACAGCCUGGACCUAAUCAAGGCUACUGGAUGUUGAACCCGGAAUACGAGUUCCCGUCUGAUCGAAAAGAAGUAUUGGAACUUUGUUCACCUGAAGCUGCAGCUUUAUUCGAAGCGAUGCAAGUUGGAGCCAGACACCUACAUGAUGCAGGUUAUCACAAAACGGCUGAGGGCGGGCAAGAAGAUGAAGAUGAAACUGGACAAGAUAUAGAACAACAAUUAGCUGUUUGGGAGACCACGCAUAAUUACAAAUUGGCUGAAGCGCAAAAGGCCUGGUUAGUAGUUCAUGGUGAAGGUGAUCCAACCGGAAGAGGUGAGGGAUUUAGUUUCCUAAGAGCAAAUAUGAAGAAUUAUUUCUUGAGAAAAGGUGAGACUGAACAAGGACGAAGACUCGAAGCGGAAGCCAAAGCGGGUGGUAAUGUGGUCAAAAUCUCUAAUGCCGAACAAAACAGAAUUUACGAAGAAGAGAAAAGAAAAGUAUGGGAUCUCCAAUGGAACUCGUUAUCAAACCCUAAUCCACCUGAGCUAAGAGCUGAAGAAGAUGAUGAAAGACCAAUAACAUCUACUCCUGCUGGAUUGGGACCAAGGUUCAACAGAGAUAGAGGCGACAGUAGAAGAGCUUUCUCAAGAGGAAAUUCAGUUGCUACCCCAAUGUAUGCUGAUUCUCCAAGAGAAUCAAGUCCCGCUUUCAGUAUGGACGGUGAAUCUACUUAUACUGGUAAUCCUUCCGCUAAUAAAGUACUAAGAAUCAAAAGAAAAAUCAAGGGUAAAGAACAAGUCGAAAUCGUACGGGAUCCAGCUGUCAUAUCAGCCUAUUUACGAAAACUGGAAGACAAAAAACUGGAGUUCUAUAUGGAGAAUGUCGAUCAACUCGAGGCUACAGGUAAUGAAGAAGAUGACGAGAUACGUAAAGCUGCAUUGAGGAAGAAGAUCGAACAAUAUAAAUUGAACCAACAGAGGAGGUUGAUGAGAAAGAAAUACGCUAGUAGAACUUUAGAUCCUGAUAAUGUCGAUGGUGUAGAUAUGGAAGGAGGGAAACGUAAAUGUGGUGCAUGUGGUCAGAUUGGACACACCAAGGCCAAUCGGAACUGUCCAAUGUUCAACGCUUCGGUGGCACCUUCGCCUUCCAUGUCUGCAGGUGCCGCUACACCUUCAGGAUUUGGAGGUUAUACUCCUGUAGACACAAUUGAUAAUGCUCCUACCCCUAGUACCUCUUUUAAGAUUAGGUUGGGCGGUGGACAGAGGUAG
Messenger RNA from Kwoniella shivajii, 3156 nucleotides. RefSeq lists its product as uncharacterized. Gene Ontology annotation, biological process: transcription by RNA polymerase II; RNA polymerase II preinitiation complex assembly. The transcript has 11 exons. Bases 1 to 3156 code for a protein of 1051 amino acids. NCBI's taxonomy places the organism in Eukaryota, Fungi, Basidiomycota, Tremellomycetes, Tremellales, Cryptococcaceae. The record is from RefSeq and is a predicted model, not a curated record. Gene Ontology annotation, molecular function: RNA polymerase II general transcription initiation factor binding; RNA polymerase II general transcription initiation factor activity; histone acetyltransferase activity. Gene Ontology annotation, cellular component: transcription factor TFIID complex.